AUGGAUCGUUUUGAAGUCGAGCCUGAACAAAUUAAUGUGAAUUUAGAACAAUCAUCAGCUAAUCAAUCAGGAUUAUUUAUUAUUGUUGUCGUUCUUGUUUUGAUUAUAAUUAUUCCAAUAGUUAUUAUCAAAACAAAACCAUCAACAACAAUCAAAACAACAACUACAAUGGUGACAACGGAAAUAACACCGAAAGAAAUUACGACAAUAAAGAACAAACAAACAACAGAAGAACAAAUUGAAUCAAAAUAUAAUCGUUGGAAACAAAAUGGUAUCACAAUUGCCGGAGAAAGUCAACAGCGAAGUGGAUUAAACCAGCUCAGUGAGCCUCACGGUAUUUUAAUUGAUGACAACGCUAUUAUUAUUGCAGAUUAUGACAAGGGGCGCAUUCUUGAAUGGAAACUUAAUGCGAAGGCUGGUGAAAUCAUCGCAGGAAGAAAUGAAAAUGGAAAGGAAAUUAAUCAAUUGGCUCAUCCUGUAGAUGUGAUUCUUGACAAAAAAAAUGAUUCUUUGAUCAUUUGCGAUUAUGAUAAUGAACGAAUAAUGCGAUGGUUUCGUAAGAAUCAGACAAGUCCACAAGUUUUCAUUGCUAACAUCAGCUGUUUUGGUUUGGCAAUGGAUAAUAAUGGAUCUAUUUAUGUUGCUGAUUGGGAGAAGAGCACAGUCACACGGUGGAAAGAAGGAGACAUAAAUGGAACAGUAGUUGCAGGCGGACAUAACAAAGGAAAUCAGCUCAAUCAAUUAUAUUUGCCUCAUUAUAUAUUUGUCGAUAAAGAUUAUUCUCUUUAUAUUUCAGAUUAUUUCACUGAUCGCGUGGUGAAAUGGAGAAACGGUGCGAAAGAAGGAAUUGUGGUGGCUGGUGGAAAUGGUUCCGGGAACAGUCUUACACAACUCUCGUCUCCUCAAGGUUUGUUUGUUGAUGAUCUGGGUUUCAUCUAUAUCGCAGAUUACGCCAAUCAUCGUAUAAUGCGUUGGUGUGAAGGAGAUAAACAAGGUUCAAUCGUUGUAGGUGGAAAUGAUCAAGGACAAAGAUCCGAUCAACUGAAUUAUCCCGUAGAUUUGUCAUUUGAUGCUGAAGGAAAUCUAUAUGUUACUGAUUCUGAUAACAAUCGAAUUCAAAAAUUUGAACCCUGCUUUCAUAAAACAAUCUGUUAA
Adineta steineri is the source of this 1155-nucleotide messenger RNA. Lineage: Eukaryota; Metazoa; Rotifera; Eurotatoria; Adinetida; Adinetidae. The record is from the annotation of a GenBank genome assembly.